This is a messenger RNA of Microplitis mediator, 980 nucleotides long. RefSeq names its product dehydrodolichyl diphosphate synthase complex subunit Nus1 (gene Tango14). The transcript has 4 exons. Gene Ontology annotation, molecular function: ditrans,polycis-polyprenyl diphosphate synthase [(2E,6E)-farnesyl diphosphate specific] activity. The record is from RefSeq and is a predicted model, not a curated record. The coding region runs from base 174 to 929 and encodes 251 amino acids. NCBI's taxonomy places the organism in Eukaryota, Metazoa, Arthropoda, Insecta, Hymenoptera, Braconidae. Gene Ontology annotation, cellular component: dehydrodolichyl diphosphate synthase complex; endoplasmic reticulum membrane.
AAACUGAAAAAAAAAACCAGACAAAUGGAAGAAUGUCAUCAUCCUCGUGAUAUUUGUCCUCGCCGGUUGUAAAGUAGUUUUAAUAAAUAUAUAAAUAAAAGCCUGUGGUUUUUAUUUAUUUACUAGGUAUUAAUUUAUUAUGUUAAUAAUCAAUACUAAUAAUAAUAAUAAUAAUGAAGUUCUCAUGGGCACUAAAAUUAAUUCAUUUGAUAGUAACAUUUUACAUUCACUUAUCAGAUUUGAUAGUAAUAUUAAAACGUGAACUAAUAAAUUAUAUUCGCCCUAAAACACUCAAAUGUAUUGACACAAUUGUCGAUAUAUGUGACGUAAGUAAAUUAAUAAAAUUACCAAAGCACCUGGUGAUUGUUGUUGCCUGUGAGGACAUUUCUUUUGGUGACCUUGCGAGAAUUAUUGGCUGGUGUUGUGCACUUGGUAUACCAAACAUUAGUUUUUAUGAUAGACAAGGAAUUAUAAAUAAAAAAUCAUGUAUCCUAAAAAAAGAAUUUUAUAAAUUAACGCCUAGUUUUGUAUCACGUGUUAUUUGGUCUGAUAAAAUAAAUGAGAAAUCGAUAAAUGGAUUAUCUAAUGGCGACUUAAAACAAUUAACGAGAGUUAAUUUGAUAACAUACGAGGAUGGGAAACCGGAAAUAGUAAAACUGACGCAGGAAUUAAGUGAGGCGGUGAAACGGAAAUUGUUAAAGACUGAAGACAUUAAUUAUGAUUUAAUUGAGGAGAAGUUAUCGCUGCCGUCACCGGACCCGGACCUGGCUAUCGUCACUGGCAGGACAUUUUCUACAUUCGGAUUGUUGCCCUGGCACAUUAGAUUAACUGAAUUUUAUAACGUACCAACGCAUCAUAAUUUAUCGCCACAUGAAUUCAUUAAAAUUCUCGAAGCAUUCGCUAAAUGUCAGCAACGACUUGGUACCUAAUUUAUUUAUUUAUUUAUAAGUACACAUUUUUUUUUUACUUUUUUUUGCGGC